AGUCGGUCUCGUACCAUGGCUGAGAGCAGACGCUUGGACAGGGAAGAUGAUCUGCCGGUGUAUCUGGCUCGCCCGGGGACGGCGGACCAGGUGCCGCGACAGAAAUACGGAGGUUUGUUUUGUAACGUAGAAGGAGCGUAUGAGAGUAAAACCAUCGAUUUUGACGCUCUCUGUGUCGGUCAGCGAAGCUCCAGAAGCCCAAGAGCCACAAACAGAGAAGAGCUGAAGCCUUCAAAGCACGAAACCAACUUUCCACCUGAGCUUAAAGACACAGUACAGAUCAAGAAUGCGUUUGAGGAGGAACCUGUCAAACACCUUGAUAAGAGUGAGAGGCUCCUGAUUAAAGGUGGUCGUAUUGUGAAUGAUGACCAGUCCUUCUAUGCAGACAUCUAUAUGGAGGAUGGAGUCAUCAAGCAAAUUGGUGACAACUUGAUAGUACCAGGAGGGGUGAAGACCAUUGAGGCCAAUGGGAAGAUGGUGAUUCCUGGAGGAAUUGACAUCCACACCCACUUACAGAUGCCCUUCAGGGGUACGACAACCGUGGAUGAUUUUAACCAGGGCACCAAGGCUGCUCUAGCUGGAGGAACCACCAUGAUUGUGGAUCAUGUGAUCCCGGACCCUGGCACUAGUUUGGUGGAAGCUUUCGAGCGCUGGCGUGAAUGGGCAGAUGAGAAAGCGUGCUGCGACUACUCACUGCAUGUGGACAUCACCCACUGGAACGACAGCGCCAAACAAGAGGUCGAGAGCCUCAUUAAGGAAAAAGGAGUGAACUCUUUCCAGGUCUAUAUGGCUUAUAAAGACCUCUAUCAGAUGAGCAACAGUGAGCUUUAUGAGAUCUUCACCUUUCUUGGCGAGCAUGGAGGAAUCGCACAGGUCCACGCAGAAAAUGGAGAAAUAAUUGCUGAGGAGCAGACCCGUAUGCUGGAGAUGGGCAUCACAGGACCUGAGGGACAUGUUCUCAGCCGCCCAGAAGAGCUAGAGGCCGAGGCGGUGUUUCGAGCUGUCACGAUUGCCAGUCAAACCAACUGUCCACUCUAUGUGACCCGCGUGAUGAGCAAGAGUGCUGCUGAUAUCAUCUCACAGGCCAGGAAAAAAGGUAACGUGGUGUUUGGGGAGCCAAUCACUGCCAGUUUGGGAACUGAUGGGACUCAUUAUUGGAGCAAGAACUGGGCUAAAGCUGCCUCUUUUGUGACAUCUCCACCCCUCAGUCCAGACCCAACCACUCCAGACUACCUGAACACCCUGUUGGCCAGUGGUGAUCUGUCGGUGACAGGGAGUGCUCACUGCACAUUCACCGUGGCUCAGAAGGCCAUAGGGAAGGAUGACUUCACUCAGAUUCCUGAAGGAGUGAAUGGAGUAGAGGAGAGGAUGUCCGUCAUCUGGGACAAGGCUGUGGUCACUGGUAAAAUGGAUGAGAACAUGUUUGUCGCCGUGACAAGCACCAAUGCCGCCAAGAUCCUGAACCUGUAUCCACGCAAGGGCCGAAUAGCCGUGGGCUCCGACAGCGAUCUGGUUAUCUGGGACACGGACGCCAUCCGGACCAUCACUGCUAAAACACAUCAUUCUGCAGCGGAGUAUAACGUGUUCGAGGGCAUGGAGCUGAGAGGUGCGCCCAUGCUGGUCGUCUGCCAGGGGAAGAUCGUUCUGGAGGACGGGAAUCUGCACGCCACCUCUGGCACUGGGCGCUUUAUUCCCUGCUCCCCGUUUCCUGACUUCGCUUACAAACGUGUCAAAGCCAGGAAACAGAUGGCUACACUGAAGGCGGUCCCCAGGGGCAUGUAUGACGGGCCCGUGUCCGAAUUUUCACCCAUGUCGAGGGGAGGCACGCCAUCUGCCUCCGCCCGUACCUCACCCACCAAAGUCCCUGUGAGGAACCUCCAUCAGUCUGGAUUCACGCUAUCAGGUCCUGAAGAAGCCCCCAUCAGACCAGCUGGAAGACGUGUCGUUGUGCCCCCUGGUGGCCGCUCCAAUAUCACCUCCCUUAGUUAAAUAUAAAGAGCAUGUAAGAGGGACCACCAGGAUAAAUUCAACCAUGUAGAAGUAAGGUGAUUAGUCAGGAAAUGAAACAAAAGAAACGUAAAACACUGAACUCAUGCCUUACCCUUCAUGAUUUACUCCUGCUGAGUGACAGAAGAUCAGUAGUCCACCUCUGAGGAAAGCAAAGCCCGACCAAAUGUUAGGGCAUUUAGUGUAGCGUUUUGUUCGUUUAGAUGUGUUUAGAUAAACUGAACUUUAGAAAACAUUAGAAUUACCGUGAAACCGACUUUGUUUGAAUGGUCUGCGAUGUUUAGAAAAGGAAGCAGUUAACUCUCUAGAACCGGCGUUUGCGUUCAGUAGAGGAAGGACUACUGCCGUGCAUUUCAUAGGGCUUUAUCUGUACUCCCUCAUAAGCUUUAUUUGCGUAUAUCAGCUAGUUAACGUUACUUUGUAAAUGAAGUUGAAGUGUUGAGUUCGUAUCGCGAGCAUUUUGUUUUUUUAAAGUAUAAUAAAGUCGAAUGAAUGUUAAGGAAAAACAUGCAAUGAUAUACUGGUGUAGAAUAUUACAUUUGCAUUUGCUUAAACACACCGAUUCACAUACUGUACCGCUUUCAUUAUCCGUUACCCGUCAUACGAAGGAAUAGUUGAACUUCAAUCGGACACAUUGAAUCUCAGUAAAGGAAAAUAAAGGUUAAAUCGAUCGAAUCGUUUUUUUUUUGCAUUUCAGUUUUGUUGAAUAUUCAGUCGACUUUGCAGCUCAAACGUCAAUUAUUGAAGGAUGACUAACAGGUGCUACAAUGUCUUUUCUUAAAUCACAGGAAAUAUUGGAAUACGUUUUUGAAAUCGAAAUCUUUCAUGUCACUUUGGAAGAGGUUUACUAUGAGUUACAUGUCCCAAAUAACAAUGGCAUAAAGUGAUUCGCUGAAUGAUGUGGAAAAGGUUGUUUAUUAUUUUUUAUUUUUUAGGUUUGAUUGUAUUUCCCCCCCUUUUUUAACAGCUGGGUCAAAGUGAUGGAGAAAUGAAAGUGUGAUGUGCAAAAUUUGUUCCUCAAUAAACAGAAGUUACAACUGA
This is a messenger RNA of Megalobrama amblycephala (Wuchang bream), 3048 nucleotides long. RefSeq names its product dihydropyrimidinase like 3 (gene dpysl3). The coding region runs from base 16 to 1989 and encodes 657 amino acids. Gene Ontology annotation, cellular component: cytoplasm; cytosol. The transcript has 14 exons. Gene Ontology annotation, biological process: actin crosslink formation. NCBI's taxonomy places the organism in Eukaryota, Metazoa, Chordata, Actinopteri, Cypriniformes, Xenocyprididae. The record is from RefSeq and is a predicted model, not a curated record. Gene Ontology annotation, molecular function: hydrolase activity, acting on carbon-nitrogen (but not peptide) bonds, in cyclic amides.